AUGAAUAAAUACAUUAACAAGUACACUACCCCACCUAAUCUAUUGUCGCUACGACAACGGGCAGAUGUUAAGCAUAGAACAAGAAAGAAGCUUUCGCAUAAAUCACGUUCCCAUGAUGAUGAAAUGUCUACAGCUUCAGGCACAGAUUCCAAUCAUAAUGGCCCCAACGAUUCUGGCAGAGCCAUUACUGGUUCUGCUCCCCACAACGGAAAAAUAUCUUUUGUGGACUCAGAAUUAGACACAACUUUCUCCACUCUAAAUUUAAUCUUUGAUAGACUGAAAAGCGAUGUACCACAAGAGCGAGCCUCUGGAGCUAAUGACUUGAACACUACUUUGACAUCUUUAGCAAGGGAGGUCUCUGUGGAACAGUUUCAAAGGUUUAGUAACAGCUUAAACAACAAGAUUUUUGAACUGAUUCAUGGCUUUACAUCAAGCGAAAAAAUAGGUGGUAUUAUCGCAGUGGAUACUUUGAUCUCAUUUUAUUUGAGUACGGAAGAACUGCCCAACCAGACUUCACGACUGGCAAACUACCUGCGUGUCUUAAUUCCGUCUAAUGACAUCGAGGUCAUGAGAUUAGCGGCUAAUACAUUGGGUAGAUUAGCAGUACCGGGUGGUACAUUAACUUCAGACUUUGUCGAGUUUGAAGUAAAAACCUGUAUUGACUGGUUAACUCUAACGGCAGACAAUAGUUCUUCAAGCUCUAAAAUGGAAUAUAGGCGGCAUGCUGCGCUAUUGAUUAUAAAGGCAUUGGCCGACAAUUCACCUUAUCUUUUAUAUCCAUACGUUAAUUCCAUUCUAGAAAAUAUAUGGAUGCCAUUAAGAGAUGCCAAACUCGCUAUACGGCUCGAUGCAGCCGUGGCGUUAGGUAAAUGUCUAACUAUCAUCCAAGACAGAGACCCUGCUCUAGGAAAACAAUGGUUUCAAAGACUAUCACAAGGUUGUAGUCAUGGUUUAAGUCUCAAUACAAACGAUUCAGUGCAUGCUACUCUGUUAGUUUUUCGUGAACUACUUAGUUUGAAGGCACCUUAUUUAAGGGGUAAGUAUGAUGACAUUUACAAAUCUACAAUGAAAUACAAGGACUAUAAAUUCGAUGUUAUUAGAAGAGAGGUUUAUGCCAUUUUACCUCUUUUGGCUGCUUUUGACCCAGCAGUUUUCACUAAGAAAUAUCUUGAUAGGAUUAUGGUUUAUUAUUUAACAUACUUGAAAAAUAUUGACGCCAAUGCCGCAAAUAUCUCUGACAAACCUUUCAUAUUAGUUUCAAUAGGUGAUAUUGCGUUUGAAGUCGGUUCUAAUAUUUCAAGUUAUAUGACGCCUAUCCUUGAUAAUAUCAGGGAAGGUCUAAGAACCAAAUUUAAAGUGAGAAAGCAGUUCGAAAAGGACUUGUUUUACUGUAUUGGCAAAUUAGCUUAUGCUUUGGGCCCAGCUUUUGCUAAACAUUUGAAUAAAGACCUUCUCAAUCUGAUGCUUAACUGUCCCUUGUCUGAUCAUAUGCAGGAGACUUUAAUGAUCCUUAAUGAAAAAAUACCCUCUUUGGAACCCACUGUUAAUUCGAGAAUUUUGAACAUAUUAUCCAUAUCAUUAUCUGGUGAGAAAUUUGAUCAAUCGAAUCAAUAUGAUUUCAAUAACCAAUUUUCCAUUGAAAAGGCUCGUAAGUUAAGAAAUCAAAGUUUUAUGAAAAAAACUGCUGAAUCUAACGACGAUAUUACUGAUGCACAAAUUUUGAUCCAAUGCUUUAAGAUGUUACAAUUAGUUCAUCAUCAAUACUCCUUGACUGAAUUUGUUAGAUUGAUCACUAUUUCCUAUAUUGAACAUGAAGAUCCGUCUGUUAGGAAAUUAGCUGCGUUAACCUCUUGUGAUUUAUUUAUCAAAGAUGAUAUCUGUAAGCAAACGUCAGUUCACGCUUUACACUCUGUGUCCGAAGUAUUAAGCAAGCUGCUGAUGAUCGCAAUAACUGAUCCAGUUGCGGAGAUUAGAUUAGAAAUUUUGCAACAUAUGGGUUCGAACUUUGAUCCUCAACUGGCACAACCAGACAAUUUACGCUUACUUUUCAUGGCGCUGAAUGAUGAAAUAUUCGGAAUUCAAUUAGAAGCGAUCAAAAUCAUAGGCAGAUUGAGUUCCGUUAAUCCCGCUUAUGUAGUUCCUUCUUUGAGAAAGACUUUGUUGGAGUUAUUGACGCAACUGAAAUACUCAAAUAUGCCAAAGAAAAAAGAAGAAAGUGCAACAUUAUUGUGUACUUUGAUAAAUUCUAGUGAUGAGGUAGCUAAGCCCUAUAUCGAUCCUAUUUUAGACGUGAUUCUUCCCAAAUGUGAGGAUGCUUCAUCGGCGGUUGCAUCCACCGCAAUAAAAGUUCUUGGUGAAUUGUCGGUUGUCGGUGGAAAGGAAAUGACACGUUAUUUGAAAGAAUUAAUGCCACUGAUUAUCAGCACUUUUCAGGAUCAAUCGAACUCGUUCAAAAGAGAUGCUGCAUUAACGACGCUGGGACAACUAGCUGCUUCAUCUGGCUAUGUCAUUGGUCCUUUAUUGGAUUAUCCAGAAUUACUCGGUAUUUUGGUUAAUAUUUUAAAGACUGAAAAUAAUCCUCAUAUAAGACGUGGGACAGUUCGUUUAAUUGGGAUCUUAGGUGCUCUUGAUCCAUAUAAACAUAGAGAAAUAGAAGUGACGUCGAAGUCAAAGAGUUCAGUAGAGCAAAACGCGCCUUCAAUUGACAUUGCAUUAUUAAUGCAGGGAGUGUCUCCGUCUAAUGACGAGUAUUACCCCACAGUAGUCAUUCAUAACCUUAUGAAGAUUUUAAAUGACCCGUCUUUAUCAAGUCAUCAUACAGCGUCUAUUCAAGCAAUUAUGCAUAUCUUUCAAAGCCUAGGUUUACGUUGUGUCUCAUUUCUAGAUCAGAUAAUUCCAGGUAUCAUCUUGGUGAUGCGUUCAUGUCCACCAUCACAACUGGAAUUCUAUUUUCAACAACUUUGUUCACUUGUAUCAAUUGUCAAACAGCACAUUAGGCCUCAUGUGGAGAAAAUAUAUAGUGUAAUCAAGGAAUUUUUCACAAUCAUUAAAUUACAAAUCACAAUAAUAUCGGUUAUUGAAUCGAUAUCAAAAGCGUUGGAAGGUGAGUUCAAGAGAUUCGUUCCAGAAACUUUGACAUUUUUCCUUGACAUCCUUGAGAACGAUCAGUCUAAUAAAAAAAUUGUUUCUAUCCGUAUACUGAAGUCCUUAGUGACUUUUGGAUCCAAUUUAGAGGAUUACUCCCAUUUAAUUAUGCCCGUAGUCGUCAGAAUGACUGAAUACUCCGCUGGAAGUUUAAAAAAAAUUGCAAUCAUUACGUUGGGGAGAUUAGCAAAGAAUAUCAACCUCUCAGAAAUGUCAUCAAGGAUUGUUCAGGCACUGGUGCGAAUCUUGAAUAACGGGGACAGAGAACUAACAAAAGCAACCAUGAAUACAUUGAGUUUGCUUCUUUUGCAAUUGGGUACCGACUUCGUCAUAUUUAUACCAGCAGUUAAUAAAACAUUGCUAAGAAAUAGAAUCCAACAUUCGGUGUAUGAUCAACUUGUCAAUAAGCUGUUGAACAAUGAAGGCUUGCCAACAAAUAUCAUAUUCGAUAAAGAGAAUGAAGUGCCUAUAAAGGAUAAGUAUGAGGAUGAAACGCAAGUAAAAAAAUUACCUGUAAAUCAAAAUAUUCUAAAGAACGCAUGGUAUUGCUCCCAGCAGAAAACAAAAGAAGAUUGGCAAGAAUGGAUAAGGAGAUUGUCUAUUCAAUUAUUAAAGGAAUCACCUUCUGCCUCUUUGCGUGCGUGUUCGAGCUUGGUCGGCGUUUACUACCCUCUAGCAAGAGAAUUAUUUAAUGCUUCAUUUUCAAGUUGCUGGGUUGAACUUCAAAUCCCAUACCAAGAAGACUUAGUUCAAGCGCUUUGUAAAGCUUUAUCAUCUUCUGAAAACCCUCCAGAAAUUUACCAAAUGUUGUUGAACCUGGUAGAAUUCAUGGAGCACGAUGAUAAGCCACUGCCAAUCCCAAUUCACACACUAGGAAAGUACGCUCAAAAAUGCCACGCUUUUGCAAAGGCAUUACAUUAUAAAGAGGUUGAGUUCUUAGAUGAGCCAACAAAUUCUACAAUAGAAUCAUUGAUUAGCAUCAACAAUCAACUUCAUCAAACAGAUUCAGCCAUUGGAAUUUUGAAACACGCACAACAGCACAAUGAACUACAGCUGAAAGAAACAUGGUACGAGAAGCUUCAACGUUGGGAAGAUGCUCUUACGGCUUAUAACGAGAGAGAGGCGGCGGGCGAAGACUCUGUUGAGGUCAUGAUGGGGAAGUUGAGAUCGCUGUAUGCCCUUGGAGAAUGGGAACAACUUGCAAAUCUAGCUUCUCAAAAAUGGAGUACGGCAAAGCCUGACGUAAAAAAGUCUAUGGCACCAUUAGCAGCUGGUGCUGCAUGGGGCUUAGAAAAAUGGGAUGACAUAGCUCAAUAUACAAGCGUCAUGAAGUCACAGUCACCAGAUAAAGAAUUCUAUGAUGCAAUUUUGUGUCUGCAUAGGAAUAACUUCAAGAAGGCAGAGGCCCAUAUUUUUAACGCAAGAGAUCUUUUGGUUACUGAACUGUCGGCGCUCGUUAAUGAAAGCUAUAAUAGAGCAUAUGUCGUCGUCGUUAGAGCACAAAUUAUCGCAGAGUUAGAAGAAAUUAUAAAGUACAAGAAACUACCGCAAAAUUCCGAUAAGCGUUUUAUUAUGAGAGAGACUUGGAAUACAAGAUUAUUGGGUUGUCAAAAAAAUAUUGAUGUGUGGCAAAGAAUUCUGCGUGUAAGAUCGUUGGUAAUAAAGCCAAAGCAAGACGCCCAGAUGAGAAUUAAGUUUGCGAAUUUGUGCAGGAAAUCCGGCAGAAUGGCGUUAGCCAAGAAAGUCUUGAAUACACUACUUGAAGAAACAGAUGAUCCUGAUCACCCUAAUACAGCCAAAGCAUCUCCUCCGGUUGUUUAUGCCCAGCUGAAGUACUUAUGGGCUACGGGAUCGCAAGACGAAGCUCUGAAACAAUUAAUCAACUUUACUUCUAGAAUGGCACAUGAUUUGGGAUUAGAUCCAAAUAAUAUGAUAGCUCAAAGUGUUCCUCAACGAAACAAAAAAAAUCCGCGUCAUAUUGAGGAUUAUACUCGGCUUCUGGCCCGCUGCUUCUUGAAGCAAGGAGAAUGGAGAGUUUGCUUACAGCCUAAAUGGAGACUAAGUAAUCCAGACUCGAUCUUAGGCUCAUACUUGCUUGCUACUCAUUUUGACAGUACUUGGUACAAAGCCUGGCACAAUUGGGCAUUAGCCAAUUUUGAGGUUAUUUCUAUGAUGACAUCCGUCUCAAAAAGGAAGCAGGAAGGUGGUGAUUCUGCUUCUAGUAGCGACAUAAACGAAUUUGGAAACGGUAUGAUUGGGGUUAAUACAUUUGAUGCUAAGGAGGUUCACUAUUCCUCUAAUCUGAUACAGAGGCAUGUGAUCCCAGCUAUUAAAGGGUUUUUUCAUUCCAUCUCUUUAUCGGAAUCAAGCUCUCUUCAGGAUGCCUUAAGACUGUUAACUUUAUGGUUCACAUUUGGUGGUAUCCCAGAAGCGAMCCAAGCGAUGCACGAUGGUUUUAAUUUGAUUCAAAUUGGUACGUGGUUGGAAGUAUUGCCUCAAUUGAUAUCCAGAAUUCAUCAGCCGAAUCAACUCGUUAGCAGAUCAUUAAUCUCACUACUAUCUAAUUUGGGUAAGGCUCAUCCACAAGCAUUGGUAUAUCCGUUAAUGGUCGCAAUCAAGUCUGAAUCUCUAUCGAGACAAAAGGCAGCUCUGUCUAUUAUCGAAAAAAUGAGAAUACACAGCCCAGUUCUAGUCGACCAGGCAGAACUUGUCAGUCACGAAUUGAUUCGAGUAGCGGUGCUAUGGCACGAGCAAUGGUAUGAAGGUUUGGACGAUGCUAGUAAGCAGUUUUUUGGCGAGCACAAUACUGAGAAAAUGUUUGCCGCUUUAGAACCUUUGUAUGAAAUGCUAAAGAGAGGUCCCGAGACUUUAAGAGAAAUCUCUUUUCAAAACUCAUUUGGAAGGGAUUUAAAUGAUGCCUAUGAAUGGUUAAUGAAUUACAAAAGGUCUAAAGAUGUCAGUAACUUGAAUCAAGCAUGGGAUAUUUACUAUAAUGUUUUUAGAAAAAUCAGUAAGCAAUUGCCGGAAUUACAGACAUUAGAAUUACAGCAUGUCUCACCAAAAUUAUUAUCUGCCCAUGACUUAGACUUAGCUGUUCCCGGGACCUACGCUGGUGGGAAGCCAAUAGUUAAGAUAUCCAAAUUCGAGCCUGUGUUUUCAGUAAUCUCAUCUAAACAGAGACCAAGAAAGUUCUGUAUCAAAGGUAGUGAUGGUAAGGAUUAUAAGUGUAUUUUGAAAGGUCAUGAAGAUAUCAGGCAAGAUAGUUUGGUUAUGCAAUUGUUUGGUUUGGUUAACACAUUGUUGCAAAACGAUGCCGAGUGUUUUAGAAGACAUUUGGAUAUCCAACAAUAUCCUGCAAUUCCGCUAUCUCCUAAAUCCGGGCUAUUAGGUUGGGUGCCAAAUAGUGAUACAUUUCAUGUGUUAAUUAAAGAUCACAGAGAAGCUAAAAAAAUCCCGUUGAACAUUGAACAUUGGGUCAUGUUACAAAUGGCGCCAGAUUAUGAUAAUUUGACGUUAUUACAAAAAGUGGAAGUGUUUACAUAUGCUUUGAACAAUACGGAAGGGCAAGAUCUUUAUAAGGUGUUGUGGUUAAAGAGUAGGUCAUCGGAAACAUGGUUGGAACGUAGAACUAUUUACACAAGAUCGUUAGCUGUUAUGUCUAUGACUGGGUAUAUUCUAGGACUGGGUGAUCGACAUCCUAGUAAUUUGAUGUUAGAUAGAAUUACUGGUAAAGUUAUCCAUAUUGACUUUGGUGAUUGUUUCGAAGCUGCUAUCUUGAGAGAAAAGUUUCCUGAAAAGGUGCCGUUUAGGUUGACUAGGAUGCUAACUUAUGCAAUGGAAGUAAGCGGUAUUGAAGGAAGUUUCCGUAUCACCUGUGAAAAUGUUAUGAAAGUUCUCAGAGAUAAUAAGGAUUCAUUGAUGGCCAUCCUCGAAGCCUUUGCUUUCGAUCCUUUGAUUAACUGGGGAUUUGAUUUGACAACACAGAAAAUCGAAGAGGAAACUGGUAUUCAAUUGCCCGUAAUGAACGCCAAUGAGUUAUUGAGUAAUGGUACUAUUACGGAAGAAGAAGUUCAAAAAGUAGAAAAUGAACACAAAAAUGCAAUCAGAAAUGCAAGGGCUAUGUUGGUUUUGAAACGUAUAACAGAUAAAUUGACAGGAAAUGAUAUAAGAAGGCUCAGCGAUUUGGAUGUGCCGGAGCAAGUAGAUAAAUUGAUUCAACAAGCUACCUCCGUGGAAAACCUAUGCCAGCAUUACAUAGGUUGGUGUCCUUUUUGGUAG
This is a messenger RNA of Saccharomyces eubayanus, 7422 nucleotides long. RefSeq names its product phosphatidylinositol kinase-related protein kinase TOR2 (gene TOR2). The transcript has a single exon. Gene Ontology annotation, molecular function: protein-containing complex binding; protein binding; protein serine/threonine kinase activity. Gene Ontology annotation, biological process: negative regulation of macroautophagy; TOR signaling; protein phosphorylation. Gene Ontology annotation, cellular component: nucleus; TORC2 complex; TORC1 complex. The coding region runs from base 1 to 7422 and encodes 2473 amino acids. Lineage: Eukaryota; Fungi; Ascomycota; Saccharomycetes; Saccharomycetales; Saccharomycetaceae. The record is from RefSeq and is a predicted model, not a curated record.